Messenger RNA from Phyllostomus discolor (pale spear-nosed bat), 2165 nucleotides. RefSeq names its product androgen dependent TFPI regulating protein (gene ADTRP). The transcript is spliced from 7 exons. The record is from RefSeq and is a predicted model, not a curated record. The coding region runs from base 316 to 1008 and encodes 230 amino acids. Gene Ontology annotation, cellular component: endomembrane system; membrane. NCBI's taxonomy places the organism in Eukaryota, Metazoa, Chordata, Mammalia, Chiroptera, Phyllostomidae.
CUCACCUUUGAUAGCAUUCUCACAGGCUACCAGCCUAAGACACUCUCCAAACCAGAGCCAUCCUUCUGGUUCUUUUGUUUUUCAAUAUGCAGAAUGAGUUACCACCAAAAAAUGAAGGGGACCCUCGCUCUUUGUCAUGCUGAGUCACAAUGACUGUAUUCAAGAAGACAGCCGUUCAGAAGGUGAAGCCAAAUCUUAAGAAAAGUAGCUUGCAGCUCUGCAGCCUGCUGUGGGACCUCAGCUCCUACCCAACAGAAGGACGCCAGGGGAAAGCUGCUAAAGACAUUCAUAGUUCUGCUCUGGUCACAGCAAGCUAUGACGAGGACUUCUACAUGCAUAUACCACUUCCUUGUUUUGAACUGGUAUGUUUUCCUCAAUUAUUACAUCUCACAACAAGAAAAGGAUAAGCAGAAAUCCAAAAUCUUUCAAAACGGUGGACAGUGGAAGUACUUGACAUUCCUUAAUCUGUUCUUGCAGGCCAUUUUCUAUGGAGUCGCCUGCCUGGAAGAUACACUGAAAAGAAUGAAAGGGAAAAAAGACAUUAAGUUCGUAACUGCCUUCAGGGACCUGCUUUUCACCACACUGGCCUUUCCUGUAUCCACAUUUGUAUUUUUGUCAUUCUGGAUCCUCUUUCUCUAUGAUCGAGAACUUGUUUACCCUAAGCACCUAGAUGGGAUCUUUCCAGUGUGGAUGAAUCAUGCAAUGCACACAUCCAUAUUCCCCUUCUCACUGGUUGAAAUCAUCCUCAGGCCACACUGCUAUCCAAUGAAGAAGAAAGGACUCACCUUGUUGGCAGCUGCUUGCCUUGUUUACAUUAGCAGGGUUCUAUGGAUCUACUUAAGGACUGGUACAUGGGUGUAUCCGGUGUUUGCCAAACUCAGUGCAGUGGGUCUAGCAGUCUUCUUCUCUUUGAGCUACAUCUUUAGUGCCAGCAUCUACCUACUUGGAGAGAAGCUCAACCACUGGAAAUGGGGUGACCUGGGGCAGUCAAGGAAAAAGAAGAAGUGAUUAUUUGCUGUUUUGCAAGAACUAAAAAGGAAGACAACAUGAAAGUUUUCUUAAUCUUUUUUUUUAUUUGGUAGGGGGAGGUGGUGGAGAACCAUAAGAAAGUAGACAGUAAACAAUAUUUAAAUUUAAUAAGAGGGUUAUGAAGGUAGAUUAAUUUGAGGAUUCCUGGGUUUUGAAAGGCUUACUGGACAUGCCAAAAAUAGCUCCUGCUGUUUCAGAAUUUAUUACCUUCAUAUGAUCUCUGUGGAGGACAGUCUGUGGUCAAAAUCUGGUCAUAGGCCAAAGAAACUCAUAAUUCAGUGUUAGAGAAUGUUUACACAGAGAAAAGAAUUCAGGAUCAUUUAAACUCCUCACAGAAGCAGUUGUGGACCUGGAUGAGAAGUUACCUGCAUGAGGCCAAAGACUUAGUGUGAGAACUGAGACAAGAGCUUUUGUCUCCCAGAUAUGUUAAUUCCCAGCCUUGUGCCAUUUUUUAAUAAUCCCAACUUUCCUAAAAAUAAGCAUUUUCGUAAGCUAGCUAUUUUCAUGGACUGCUCAUCUGUUAUUUUUCCCCCUCAAUCUGGAUAGAAGUGUAGGGAGAUGGCAGCUACUAAAGUUGUCUACCUGGCAUGAUAUUUGGGACAAUGAGAAAAUAAGUUAUAAAAAAUAUUAGGAAAUCUGUCCCCCUUGUGGGCAACGUUCUGGGAAGGUAUAAAUACUGAACCUGGUGACACUGUCAAAAUUUCUUCUAUUCAAGUAUUGAUUAACUUGUCAAAUAAGUGUAUAUUUUACUUGGGGAACAGUCUAACUGGGAAAGUGAUAUGGUUAUGAGGAGUGCAGAGAGUGCUUUGGAGCAAAUCACUUUACUGAGUUAAUUUAUGACUUAACAAAGCUGACUGUCAGUAAGCACAUUAAUAAACCCUGUUUUGACUUUUCUAGUGGAAUUUCCCAGGUCUUACAAGCCUAUUUGGUAAAGAACACAAAUGAUAAAUGUCUAGUGAUGAAUAGAGAUAGUCAAAUGUAAUAAUGUGUCAUGAGGCCCAGGGAUCGGGUUUUGGGCACCAGGGUAAAUUGUACUUGGGCUUCACAACCAAACAUAGUACAGGAGAAAUUUGGUGAAAAUGCAUAAAAUGUGGUAAAACUGCCUGGGACCAAAUAAAACUUUGAUUGCUACAUAA